AUGAAUCACAACGGGUCUGCACAUGCAAUCUUCCUGAAUAUUGAGGCUAACAAGGAGAAUAUCCCACCGGGAGCCGAAUUCAAAAAGGACUCAUUCGUCCUCCCGGAGCCACGUGUCAACCGCUCAACAGAUCCAGACCAUGACAGCCUGAUCCCGUCCCCAGUCCCUCGACCAUCUCCUGCAACAUCUCAACUUUCAGACGCCUCAUUCCUCUCGCAAGAUGGAGCAACGGUCACUACGAGUGCCGAUGAGGCAGAGGAUGAUCUGGAAUGCACGUCGAGAAAGGAGAAAAGUUUGGGAUUGUUGUGUCAGAGGUUCUUGAUUGCUAUCAAUGAAGAGACAACUGGAUCACCGACUAACGAGGUUCAUCUGGAAACGGUGGCUAGGAAAAUGAGCGUUGAAAAGCGAAGAAUUUACGAUAUUGUCAAUGUGAUGGAGGCUCUGGACGCUAUGCAGAAAACCAACAAAUCCUACUAUAAGUGGCAAGGACUCGAAUUACUUCCAAAACUUAUGUCUGAGCUGCAGAACGAAGCAAUCGAGGAGGGCCUACCAGAGCGUGUUCUGCGAGUCGAGCAAGCCAUGUGCUCAUUCACUGAAUUGGCUUCUCCACGUGGAUCGAAGCCUGGUGGAUCCAAGGAUACUGUCGGCUCGUUUGUCGGUGGAAGCACCACUUCAACACCAACCACUCCAAGCACUUCUUUCGAUUCAGUGACCGUGAAGACGGAGUUAUUGGAAAAAAGAUCGAGAGUGGACACACGAGACAGACAGGGACGAAACUCGUUGGCUCAGCUGUGCAGACGCUUUUUGAUGGUCUUGUUGAGUAAUCCAAAAAAUGUCCGAAAAGUGAGUCUCGACGUCGCCAGCACAGUUCUCAUCAAAGACCCAGAAACCGAAGGAUUUGAGCCGCCAAGCAGAAGCCGGUGCAGAAGACUUUAUGACAUUGCCAACGUAUUAGUUGCUCUCGGACUCAUCAAAAAGGUGCACUAUCUAUUUGGAACGAAGAAGAUCCCUCUCUUCGUCUACUGUGGACCUGAACCAGAUGAGAACGCGUCGUUUGACGUCUUCCAAUCAGUUGAGCGCCUUCUGAGCAGCCCUCAAAACAUCCCACAAACUCCAAUCAUCAAGGCACAAACCGACAAAAUAGUACAGCAACUUGCCGGUUUUGGAAAGAGAACUUUGUCAGAGCAAAACUUGGCCAAGAGAACUGGAAACACUCCAAAAAUGGCGAAGAUGAAGUCAGAAGCGGUUCCGAUAUCGCCUAUGCCUGAUGAGAGUAAACUGUUUAUGUUCGCAGAGUUGGCAGCUGUUGCAAAGUAUCAAGAGGAUAUUGCAAAGUUUAGGAGUCUAAUGAGACCAGUAGCUCCAAUGGCUCCAAUGAUUUCAACGCCACCACCACAAUCCUCCCAGCAACCAAUCACUCCUUCAGUGGUUCCGCCACUUCCAAUGGCGCCGCUCCAGAUUCCAGACUUCACCAAGCUCCCUCCACUGGUUUUCCCAUCAAUUCCGAACAACAACACGAAUUUCUCAUUCUCGGACUACGCACCUGCUCCGCCAACACUCCGACCGCUGGUCUCACAGAUGACGUUCCGACCGGAGUGUUUCGAUGAUAAACCAAAACAUUUAAUGUCGAAUAUUCUGGGAGACUCAAGAAAAUAUCAAAACAGUCAGAACACUUUCGAACACACAACAUCAUCUGCAUUCCAGGUUGUGACCAAGAAAGGGGAGAACACCCGGCCAAAGUAA
Messenger RNA from Caenorhabditis remanei, 1743 nucleotides. RefSeq lists its product as uncharacterized. NCBI's taxonomy places the organism in Eukaryota, Metazoa, Nematoda, Chromadorea, Rhabditida, Rhabditidae. The record is from RefSeq and is a predicted model, not a curated record. Gene Ontology annotation, biological process: regulation of transcription by RNA polymerase II. Gene Ontology annotation, cellular component: RNA polymerase II transcription regulator complex. Gene Ontology annotation, molecular function: DNA-binding transcription factor activity, RNA polymerase II-specific; RNA polymerase II cis-regulatory region sequence-specific DNA binding. The coding region runs from base 1 to 1743 and encodes 580 amino acids. The transcript has 7 exons.